Aureococcus anophagefferens is the source of this 907-nucleotide messenger RNA. RefSeq lists its product as hypothetical. Gene Ontology annotation, molecular function: transmembrane transporter activity. The record is from RefSeq and is a predicted model, not a curated record. NCBI's taxonomy places the organism in Eukaryota, Pelagophyceae, Pelagomonadales, Pelagomonadaceae. Gene Ontology annotation, biological process: transmembrane transport. The transcript has 2 exons. The annotation marks the transcript as partial.
GAAGCGUGCGCGCGGAUGCUCAGCGAUGCCCGGAACUCGGUCGGCUCGUGCGGUCGGAGCCCAUCGCGCGCACGCGGACCCCCGGCGGACUGAACUUCAUCGUGAAGCAAAAAUUGGCUCGACGGGAUGAGCUCAUCGAUGACGCUCGUGCUUUGAGCGUCGCGCGGCCAAGCCGCCGCAUAAGGCCGCGUAGGUAGCACCACCACCACCACCGCCAGCGCAUAAAUAAACGAUGUGCACGACGACGGAACCGGCCGGCCAAGUGGAGGCGCCGCGCGAGCGGCGUCCCGUCGACGCCAAGCCCGAGACCUACGUCUUCAUCCUGCCCGUGCUCUUCGUCGAGUUCCUGGCCAUCGCCGUGACCAAGUCGCUGCUGCCGGCGCGGCUCAACGACUUCUUCGGCGAGGAGGUCUACAUGGUCAUCGGCGUCGCGGAGACGGUCAAGGGCAUCUUCGCCUUCGUCGCGUGCCCCCUCUUCGGGCGGCUGAGCGACGUCGUCGGGCGCACGUCGUGCCUGCUGGUGACGGUCGUCGGGACGACCGCGCCGUGCUGGAUCCUCGCGUUCACGGACAAUCUGUGGGCGUACGUCUGCGCGCUGGGCCUCAGCGGCCUCUUCGCGUCGACGUUCACGCUGGUCUUCGCCUACAUCGCCGACGUCGUCGAGGCGACGCGGCGCGCGCCGGCCUACGGGGCGGCGCUGGCGACUUUGGGGUUAUCGUUCACCGUCGGGCCCGUGCUCGGCGCGUUCGCCGCGCGGCGCGUGGGCGACCGGCGCGUGUUCCUCGUGGCGCUGGCCCUGGCGAUCCUGGACGUGCUGAUCAUCGGCCUAGCGUUACCGGAGAGCAACGAGGGCGCGCUGCGGCGGCGGGGCCACGAGGACCCGUCGACCUUACGCUUCUUCCGCGAG